This is a messenger RNA of Mercenaria mercenaria, 3203 nucleotides long. Its product is annotated as phosphatidylinositol 5-phosphate 4-kinase type-2 alpha-like. Gene Ontology annotation, biological process: phosphatidylinositol metabolic process. Bases 1 to 1158 code for a protein of 385 amino acids. The transcript has 7 exons. NCBI's taxonomy places the organism in Eukaryota, Metazoa, Mollusca, Bivalvia, Venerida, Veneridae. The record is from RefSeq and is a predicted model, not a curated record. Gene Ontology annotation, molecular function: phosphatidylinositol kinase activity.
AUGGGGAAAGUAGGUGAAGAAUGUAGAUGGGGAAUGUUGGUGAUGGGGAAAAUAGGUGACAAGAAUGUUGGUGAUGAAGAAUUUUCUUUCAGGGAGAAUAUGCCAAGUCAUUUCAAGGUAAAAGAGUACUGCCCGAUUGUGUUCAGAAAUUUACGCGAGAGAUUUGGAAUAGAUGAUCAGGAUUACAUGAAUUCAUUAACAAAACAACCAGUUGGCACGGACUCUCCCGGGCGCAGUGGGGCUCGUAUGCUAAUGUCUCAUGAUAAACGUUACUUCAUCAAAACUCUAGUCCAAGAAGAAGUGGAACAGAUGCACCACCUACUCAAACAAUAUCAUCAGCAUAUCGUAGAAUGUCAUGCACAGACGUUAUUACCACAUUAUCUUGGUAUGUACCGGAUCACAGUGAACGAUGUGGAAACAUACCUGGUCAUCAUGAGAAAUGUGUUCAGCCCACGUUUGCCUCUCCACAAAAAAUACGAUUUAAAGGUAAUUUAUUUUUUGAAUUUUUAUCCAAUUUUUGAAAUAUUUCCCCAGAUAAUUUUAAACUUACUAUACAUGUCAGUGUUAAUGUUAUUUAUUCAGGCAAAGGAGCUGCCUACAUAUAAAGACAAUGAUUUCCUAACGGAUGGGGGCAAGGUGAAUAUAGGAAGUGAUGCAAAGGAGACAUUGAUGUCAAGUCUUACUAAAGAUGUAGAGUUUCUGGCCAGUCUUCACCUUAUGGAUUACAGUUUAAUUGUCGGCAUCCAUGACUGUGACCGGAUAGACCCAGAUGGACCAGAAAUGAACCAACCAAAUACCGACUCAGAUGAGCCGGUGAGCGGGGAUGAGGAAAACGGGCUGGAGUACGAAGAGAACCAAGACAUUGCGGGCUUCGCCCCGACCCCACCAGACAGCCCCCAGCCAAAUGUCCUACCUGCAUUUAAUGGUGACAUUGAUCCAAAUAUAGAAAGAUUUGGAAUUAAAAGUGUUGAAGGUGGACCAAAAAGAGAAGUAUAUUUUCUCGCAUUGAUAGACAUUUUAACGCGCUACGGCAUGAAAAAACGAACCGCUCAAGCCGCAAAGACUAUGAAACAUGGUUCCGGAGCGGAAAUAUCAACAGUGCAUCCUGAACAAUACGCAAAACGAUUUCUUGAUUUUAUUGACAAGUGUAUCGAAUAAAAAAGUGCUUGAAUGUGAUAUAAAAAUUUACUGUAUAUGUGCUAAAUCUAUAAUAUUUUAUCAUUAUUUAUGACCGAGGGCUCGUGCAAACCUAUGUUAUCCCAUACGUAAUUUGAUGGGCGCGUAUGAAUUUAUAAAUCAUCGUCAUAAUUUAUGUCAUGUUAGAGUAUCCAUAUGUGGAAGAACUAUUUGCACCGGAACUAUUUGCACUGUUGAAAGUCAAAAACGAUACAUUCUAUAGGUCAGUUUUUAACUACGGAAGGUCAGACAAGUGAGGACACUGAAUUAGUUUUUCAGAAUUUCAUCCUUACUGAUCAAAGUAACUUAUUAAUGUUUAUUGGGUAAUAUUUGAAUCUGUGUAAACAGUACUUAACAUUAAACAUUAGCUGUCCGGGAUAAAAGCGAUGAACAGGACUUAAAAUUUACAUAUAUCAGAAAUGCUUCAGUAAUGUUUAAAAUUGUGAACUCAGUUUUCGGGACCAAGUUUUUAUGUGAAUUGAAAUGAGAGAAGCUGCCAAGAUAAGACUUUCUGCACACAGAGUUUGACAGCCAUUAUGAAAGUCUACAAGGAAUUUUGUCGGUGCUGCAUUGAAUCACAGAGAUGUUUGAAGAUAACUGACCAGCCUGCAGAAUUGUUGUACUGAGCAAAGGGAAACUACUCUGUCAGUCAUAAUAGGUUUUAGUUAGAGUGAUGUCUCUUGAGUUACCAGAUGCAAAAGCUUGCUUUAAAUAUUUGAAGCCUGUAUGCAUCAGUUUUAGUAAUAAGCCUGGAGUAUGUAGCAGAAAAAAAAUCUGUUUUGGACUCUAUUUUGGAAGGUCUGAAAAUUAAUUAGUAGAAACAGCAAUUUUUGUUCAUAAUUUCUUCAUAUGUUUUAAAUGUAACUACUUAUAAGAUAAGAAGACACUGUUUUCUUAUAAUAGUUUUUAGGUAGUGGCUUACAUAGAUUUAAGAUUUGUGAAACUUGAUUCUCCAAUAAUCAAGCUACUUUAAUUUUGAUCUGAUUUGAUUUGAUUUGGUUUUGUUAAAAGAUGUUUCGAUAACAGCAUAACUAGUUAUUUCAAGUUCAUUGUAGAUGACAAUGGGAAUUAUGGGGAAAGAUUGACAGAGACAAAAGUAAGUCAGUAUAAAAGUAGAAAUUAUUAUGUAACUGAAUAAACAAAUUAUAAAUAUUCAAUUUUGAAUUAAUCACCAGUGCAAGGGAGAAAUUACGUUAUUGCAUAAGGGAGAAAACUCCGACAGGAUUAAUAUGAGCUGAAUAAGGGAGAAAACUCUGAUUUGUAUGAUAAUUUGGACUGUAUCAUUAUAAAUAUGCUAAAAUCAGUGAUGUGUACAUACAAAAUAUAUCAAAAAAAUAAGGAAGGAAAAAAAGCACAGAUUGCUUGGAAUAGUCAAAUUGACAAAAGAGUGAAUAUACAGUCAAAUACUGAUCGUUCACAGUGAUGAGGGGCUGGUCAGAAAUGCUUGAUUUAUCCAGGGUUUGGACAGUCCAAACAAACAUAUAAGGGAAUUUGUUGAGUGUUGAGUCAGCCCUGUUGCUUGAACAAGCAGUGUUUUCCUGCAGCGUUAUAACUCUACUUUCAUUGUGUUACUUAUGCUAGCUUUCAUUUUGUAUGGAAACUUGAUAGAUUUCAAGGGCAAAAAAAAAACAUUUUUACUUUAAAUUGAUUUGGAUGGAACUAUUCCUUUCUGCCAGAACUUCAUUGUGUUGUUGUAUUCUAGAUAUUUGUCUAUUUUUACUUCUUUAUAAAAUUAUUUUUAUUAAUGACAGUCCUUCUUUUUGAUGUAUAUUUUGUGUUCAACUACAAAGUUGUAACUUAUUAUAUGAAUGUAUAAAUGUAAAGCAACCAAAUAGGUCACUGAGCUCAGCUUCAGCAUUUAUUGAGCUUAGCUUCAACAGUCACUGAGCUUAACUUCAACAGUUACUGAGCUGAGCAUCUGUGGUUACUGGGCUUAGCUAGCUUAGGUUCAGAGGUUACUGUGCUGAGCUUCAAGGGUUACUGGGCUUUGCUUCAAGGGCUACUGAGCUUAGGUUCAGAGGUUACUG